AUGCUUUCCAAUACCCGAAAAACCUUGGAUGACUGCUUGAUUCUACAAGCCGGAGAGCCGUUUGACAGCAGGUCAGCACUCUGGCGAGCUCAAGACUGGGGCGCAUCCCAUGCCCUCCAGGAGACUUCACAUCAGAGCUGGCCGUACCAUAACGGAUGUUCCACAUUGGCCCCACUGAUGUUCUCCGAAGUCGGUUUGGGGACAAAAGAGGUGAACUUUCCAGUUUUCCGGGAGAAGCGAAACCUUACCAGUGCCAUGGAUGAAAUGGUGUUCUACUGGACCAAGCUUGCUACUCCCGAGCUGAUCCAGGAGACGAACGAGAAAUCGUCCAACGCAGCAUACUACCUCCUAAAACAUGUCGCUCAACACUGGGUCAACCAACUUGAGCUUAUGAAUACGACCAUCGCCAGGGGUGAAUGGUUCUCCGAUGACUAUCAAGCUCAAAUCGACGACAAUUUGAGUAAACAGAAAUGGAAGCUAGACCUACUGAAGAUCAACGAGAUCGCCAAGGACAUCAACUACAUGCGCCGACAUUUGAACCACUUCUGGCGUGCAAUGUACCUCAACCUGGAACGCCUAGGCGUGCAAUUGGGCUGCGAAAGUGUCGACGCGAAUGCAUCUCUCGCGAUCCGAGACGCGCAAAAAGACUUCCUUACGAUACACACAAGGAUGCAGCCUUUGCGCGAUCGUGCAGAAGCCUUGAACUCCGUCUCAAACGAUCUCGCAAAUCUUCGGGCAGCGUUCAGAGGCGUCUCAGACGGUGAGUUCGGCCUUCGUCUCAGCUUGUUCGCAUCCAUCGUCUUCCCACUCACCCUGCUUGCUGGCAUCUUCAGCAUGGGCGACGACUUCCGCCCAGGGCGACCAAAGUUUUGGCAUCUCUGGGCUAUCGGCAUACCCGUUUGCGUUGUGGUCGCACUCGGAUUGGUGUACGGGAGAAGGCCUUGGGCAGUAGCCAUCGAUCUUUGGGAGUAUGCAAAAUCAUGGUUCAUGAAGCCCGAAGAUGAGAAGGCUGCGCAGCGAAGUGGAAGUCCGAAAAAGCAAGAGAUGAGUUUACACCAAUCAAGCGGUCGAGCUACAUCAAUGAGAAGGGCGGGUUGGAAGAACCGGGACGAGGAACACGGUGUUGAGAAUUGA
Molecule: messenger RNA, 1134 nt
Organism: Alternaria hordeiaustralica
Lineage: Eukaryota; Fungi; Ascomycota; Dothideomycetes; Pleosporales; Pleosporaceae
Exons: 2
Coding region: 1-1134 (377 amino acids)
Biological process (GO): transmembrane transport; metal ion transport
Cellular component (GO): membrane
Molecular function (GO): metal ion transmembrane transporter activity
Source: RefSeq, a predicted model, not a curated record